AUCACAUACAGAUUAUGAAUCCUCCCAUAUUAUUGCAAGCAUAUACCAGAUAGUAAUAAUAUACUGUAUAUAAACAUAUAUGGAAAAAAAAUUCAAUCUUUUUUAUCAUCUCUGCUAUUAGUUACUUAUAAAUAGCAGUCCCAUCUUUUUCUGGGUUCAGAGAGAUCGUGGUGAGUGAAGAUUUGAGAAAAAGACAGUCAUGACAGGAAGAGAAAUACUUAACAAGAUGAAGGAAAAAGCAUGCUUUUCGACUCCAGUCACACCAGACGCAGGAAAAGGCAAAAGCAGGUUGUCAAGGCAUAUUACUCAGGGUUUCCAUCUGAUGAAAGGAAAGACUAAUCAUGCGAUGGAAGAUUGUUUGGUUUCUGAAUUUAAGAUAGUGGAUGAUAAUGAGUUGGGCCUAUUUGCUAUCUUUGAUGGGCAUAUGGGGCAUGACGUUGCAAAGUACUUGCAAGGCCACCUGUUUGACAAUAUUUUGAAGCAGAGUGACUUCUGGACCAACCCAGAGAGUGCCCUAAAGAAUGCAUAUCAGACAACAGAUAAGGAAAUACUAGAGCAAUCGUUUCAGUUGGGAAAAGGCGGGUCAACAGCCGUUACUGCAAUAUUAAUCAACGGACACAAGCUUGUAGUUGCAAAUGUUGGGGACUCUCGAGCUGUUAUCUGCAGGAAAGGUGCUGUUAAACAACUAUCUGUUGAUCAUGAGCCUAGCAAGGAAAGGCAGUUGAUCGAGAGCAAGGGUGGAUUUGUAUCAAAUAUUCCAGGUGACGUCCCUCGAGUCGACGGUCAGCUGGCAGUGGCCAGGGCAUUUGGUGACAAGAGCUUGAAGAGACAUCUCAGUUCAGAGCCAGAUACAGCAGUUGAGAUAAUAGAUGAUGAUGUGGAGUUCAUUAUUUUAGCUAGUGAUGGAUUGUGGAAGGUCAUGUCGAACCAGGAAGCGGUGGACUCCAUUAGAAGCAUUAAGGACUCUCACUCGGCAGCAAAGCAUCUGAUCGAUGAGGCCGUUUCUAGGAAAAGCAAGGAUGAUAUCUCCUGCAUCGUCGUGAGGUUUCAUUAAUCUGUGAGUUUAUAUACGUUAUGCUUGCUUAAGAGUUUUUACCUGUAAUGAAAACGAUGCGAGGACGAAUCAUGUUGUUGUGUAAGGCACCUUAGAUGUUUGGCUUGCGGAAAGAUUGGUUACUGCGGUCUGAACGAUAUUUUUCUGUACAUAUGAAGAAACACUAUGAAGUGUCGUUUUUAAAUACUUAUAGUGUCGUUUUUAAAUACUUAUAUAUAAACACUAUCGACAUUCUUCA
Molecule: messenger RNA, 1292 nt
Organism: Sesamum indicum (sesame)
Lineage: Eukaryota; Viridiplantae; Streptophyta; Magnoliopsida; Lamiales; Pedaliaceae
Product: putative protein phosphatase 2C 58
Biological process (GO): protein dephosphorylation
Molecular function (GO): protein serine/threonine phosphatase activity
Source: RefSeq, a predicted model, not a curated record